AUGCAUCCUACCGAAUUCCACGGCGGCCCUAGUCCAACUGUUGCCGAAGAAUCGAUCAAAUCCCUCGAGGUUAUUUUCGAGUACAUGGUGAUGAACGACAGCGACCGAAUCCACUGUGCACUAUUCUUGUUGAAAAACGAAGCCCGAAAUUGGUGGGAAGGCGCAAAAAGUGGAAUCGAUCUAGCAAAUACCACUUGGGAAGCUUUCAAAGUUCUUUUCUUCGAAAAGUACUUUUCCAAGAAUGUUCGAGCACAAAAGCUUAAGGAGUUUCUCGAACUCAAACAAGGAAACCUAACCGUUGCCGAAUUCACACGCCGUUUCGAGCAAGGAAGCCUCUACGCACCUUUCAUAUCCAAAGACGACACCGAAAAGAUGAAUCACUACGUAAGAGGCCUCAACCCGAUAAUCAAGCGCGACGUUCGACGAACCUCUGCCUCAACUUUCCGCGGAGUAGUGGACAAAGCCUUAGAAGCCGAACAAGACGAGAUGGAAAUCCGACAAUGGAGACCUCCUCACGAUGCCUCUUCUCGACCAUGGAAGAAACCGAACCUCAACAACUCCAAGGGAAAGCAACCGAUCAACCGAGCAACCGUGACCCCGAGCAACAAGCCCUUUUGCCCUAAAUGCAAGCGAAAACAUUCUGGCGAUUGUGUUGCCGGAACCGACCACUGUUUUCGAUGCAAGAAGCCUGGACACAUGGUCCGAGACUGCCCUAUCGUCCCGAGACAAGUGCCGGGACGAGUAUUCGCCAUGACUAGAGACCAAGCCGAAGCUGACCCGUCAAUGAUCGCAGGUACCGUUAAUGUGUAUAAUAAUUCCGUGUAUGCCCUCAUCGACUCCGGAUCAACUCACUCAUUCAUCUCAAGUACCCUCGUUGCCGAACUCCGCCUAGCCCGUAGUCAAGCCAAUACCUUGUUUAGCAUACUUAUUCCUUUCGGUGAUGAACUUAAAUCCAAUUUCAUCAUCAAAGAUUGCCCUAUUCAGAUUCAUAACCAAACCUUAGCCUCCGAUCUGAUCAUCCUACCCAUUAAACAUUUCGAAAUAAUCCUCCGAAUGGAUUGGUUAUCAAAGUUCGAUGCCCAAAUCAAUUGCGCUCACAAAACCGUUCGUUUCUCCCUACCGAAUGGAAGUUUUCUCGAAUUCCGAAGCUCGUACAACCCGUCGAUUCCUAUCAUUUCCGCCAUCAAAGCGAGCAAACUUAUUCAAAAAGGGCAUCUAUGUCAUUUGGUCGACAUAGUGGAAGCUCUCAACGAAGAUAAAGCCGACAUUUCCGAAAUGCCAAUCGUUUGCGAUUUUCCCGAUGUCUUUCCCGAAGAUCUCCCCGGUCUUCCGCCCGAUCGUGAAAUCGAAUUUGAAAUUAAUUUGAUCCCCGGUUCCGCCCCUAUCUCGAAGGCACCUUACUGCAUGGCGCCGUUAGAGCUAAAGGAACUCAAGGACCAAAUUCAAGAUCUCAUCGACAAGAAGUUCAUCCGCCCUAGUUUUUCCCCAUGGGGUGCUCCGGUACUCUUCGUGAAAAAGAAUGAUGGAAUCCUCCGGAUGUGUAUCGAUUACCGAGAACUCAACAAGGUCACCGUAAAAAACAAGUAUCCAUUGCCAAGGAUUGACGACCUUUUCGAUCAACUUCAAGGCUCCACGGUCUAUUCCAAAAUCGACCUCCGUUCCGGAUAUCAUCAAUUGAAGAUCAAGAAGGAAGAUAUUCCGAAAACCGCGUUUCGGACUUGUUACGGCCAUUACGAAUUUGUAGUGAUGUCGUUUGGUCUAACCAACGCCCCAGCCGCUUUCAUGGAUCUCAUAAUUCGAAUCUUCCGCAAAUACCUCGAUCAAUUUGUGAUCGUAUUCAUCGACGAUAUCUUAGUGUACUCAAGAAAUGAUGAAGAACAUCGGAAUCAUUUGGAAAUGGUGCUCCAAACUCUCCGAGAGAACCAACUCUAUGCGAAGUUUUCCAAAUGUGAGUUUUGGUUAAGACAAUUCCACUUUCUUGGUCACGUAAUUUCCAAGGAAGGCAUAGCCGUUGAUCCAAGCAAAAUUGAAGCCGUUUGUAAUUGGUCAAUCCCUCGUAAUGUCGGAGAAAUCCGAAGUUUCCUCGGUCUCGCAGGCUACUACCGACGGAUUGUUCCGAACUUUUCCAAGAUAGCCACUCCACUCUCUCGUUUGACCCGAAAGGAAGUCAAGUAUCAAUGGACUCUCGAAUGCGAGUCUAGUUUCCAAGAACUCAAGAAGCGAUUAAACUCGGCACCAAUCCUCGCUCUACCCGAUAAAACCGGAAACUAUGUGGUUUAUAGUGACGCCUCCAAGCACGGGCUCGGAGCCGUCCUAAUGCAAAACAGGAAUGUAAUUGCCUAUGCCUCUAGACAAUUAAAAGACUACGAGAAGAAUUACCCGACGCACGACUUGGAACUCGCGGCAGUCGUGUUCGCCCUCAAAAUUUGGAGACAUUACCUUUAUGGCGAAAAAUGUUCGAUCUUCACCGACCACAAAAGUCUCAAGUACUUCUUUACUCAAAAAGAGCUCAACAUGAGGCAAAGAAGAUGGCUUGAAUUAGUCAAGGAUUAUGAUUGCGAAAUCCUUUACCAUCCCGGUAAACCCAACGUUGUCGCCGACGCCCUUAGCCGAAAAUCCAUGUCCGCCUUGAUCAUUAAACCGCCGCUCGAAUCAACUAUCAAGUCCGCUCAAGACCAUGAUGAUCAUCUUGUCAAAAUCCGAAAAGGCUUAGCAAACGGUCAAAAUCCAAACUUCUCAAUGACCGACGACAAAAUCUUGAAAUUUCAAGGGAGAAUUUGCAUUCCGGCAAACAAGGAGAUAAAAGGAUUAAUUCUCGACCGAAUUGGUGGCCAAGCCUAUCGCCUCGCCCUACCGCCUCAACUAUCCAAGAUCCACAAUGUCUUUCACGUCUCCAUGCUCCGAAAACAUAUUCCCAACCCUAACCACGUCCUUGAAACCGAACCCCUCGAUUUAUCCCCGAACCUAUCCUUUACCGAAGAACCCUCCCAAAUAUUAGACCGAAAAGUUAGGAAACUCCGAAACAAAGGAAUUCGCCUAGCCAAAAUCCUUUGGAAAAACCAUUCUCCGGAUGAGUCAACGUGGGAAAUUGAGGAUGAGAUUGUGAGUCGUUAUCAGGAACUAACUGAAAAAGGUACAAAUUUUGGGGACAAAAUUUUUUUUAAGGGGGGUAGACUGUAA
Molecule: messenger RNA, 3180 nt
Organism: Erythranthe guttata (spotted monkey flower)
Lineage: Eukaryota; Viridiplantae; Streptophyta; Magnoliopsida; Lamiales; Phrymaceae
Source: RefSeq, a predicted model, not a curated record